UUACGACCCUCGGUUAAGACAGUAUCAGUAUCAGAUAAUAAGGCAGUAUCAGUUAAUAAGGCAGUAUCAAUAUCAGUUAAUAAGACAGUAUCAGUAUCAGUUAAUAACACAGUAUCAGUAUCAGUUAAUAAGGCAGUAUCAGUAUCGGUUAAUAAGGCAGUAUCAGUAUCAGAUAAUAAUACAGUAUCAGUAUCGGUUAAUAAGACAGUAUCAGUAUCAGAUAAUAAGACAGUAUCAGUAUCGGUUAAUAAGGCAGUAUCAGUAUCAGAUAAUAAGACAGUAUCAGUAUCAGUUAAUAAGACAGUAUCAGUAUCAGUUAAUAAGGCAGUAUCAGUAUCGGUUAAUAAGGCAGUAUCAGUAUCAGUUAAUAAGGCAGUAUCAGUAUCAGUUAAUAAGGCAGUAUCAGUAUCAGUUAAUAAGGCAGUAUCAGUAUCAGUUAAUAAGGCAGUAUCAGUAUCAGUUAAUAAGGCAGUAUCAGUAUCAGUUAAUAAGGCAGUAUCAGUAUCAGUUAAUAAGGCAGUAUCAGUAUCAGUUAAUAAGGCAGUAUCAGUUAAUAAGGCAGUAUCAGUAUCAGUUAAUAAGGCAGUAUCAGUAUCAGUUAAUAAGGCAGUAUCAGUAUCAGUACAUUAUUGA
This is a messenger RNA of Procambarus clarkii (red swamp crayfish), 633 nucleotides long. NCBI's taxonomy places the organism in Eukaryota, Metazoa, Arthropoda, Malacostraca, Decapoda, Cambaridae. The record is from RefSeq and is a predicted model, not a curated record.